Molecule: messenger RNA, 1414 nt
Organism: Hyaloscypha bicolor E
Lineage: Eukaryota; Fungi; Ascomycota; Leotiomycetes; Helotiales; Hyaloscyphaceae
Exons: 1
Coding region: 38-1333 (431 amino acids)
Biological process (GO): inner mitochondrial membrane organization
Cellular component (GO): mitochondrial inner membrane
Source: RefSeq, a predicted model, not a curated record
CAUAAACUGUACGAUUGUUGACCAAAGAAGGGCGGCCAUGCAGCCACUGGCCCGGUUUGUCCCAAGGCUCUUCUUUGAUUCAAUUACUUCAUCUCCGGUCUCACGAUCUCUACGAAUCCCUAACCGACGCUCGGCGAGAGCAUCAACCUGUCUAGGAUGCAGGAUCCGCAUCCAGACACGGCACUUCGCCGACUCACCCAAACCGCCUCCUCCCUCGAAUACUUCCUCUGUCCGGUCUGCGGAGACUCCAUCCUCGAAUUCUCAGAAAGCACCUGAGCCCUCCAUCCCAGAUGAAGUCACGCAGGACCUGCCCCUCCCCUCUGCAGAGGAGGGGCGUCGACUCGCAGUCACCAAACGCUUCUCCUCCCUCAUGGACCACCUGCAAGGCAACAUCUUCAUAGCCUCCCAACGCAUCAACGAUCUAACUGGCUACUCCGGCAUUGAAGCCCUAAAAGCGCGCAUCAAUGUGCUCGAAUCGCGCGUCCAAGCCGCUCAAGAAGCCGUUCGUUCCUCUCGACUCACAUACAAAACGACCGUUGCAGAUAGGGCUUCUACGCAAAGAGAAGUCACGACGCUGCUAGCGAGGAAGGAUAGCUGGACGCCGGGUGAUUUGGAGAGGUUUACGGCGCUGUAUAGGAUGGAUCAUAGUAAUGAGCAGGCGGUGCAGGAAGCUGCGACGAGACUUGCGGAUGCGGAGAGGGAGGCGGAACAUGCGGCGAGUAAGCUGAGUAGUAGUAUUUUGAGCAGGUAUCAUGAGGAGCAGAUUUGGAGUGAUAAGAUCAGGAGGAUGAGUACGUGGGGGACCUGGGGACUGAUGGGGGUCAAUGUGUUGUUGUUUUUGGUGUUUCAGUUUGGAUUUGAGCCGUGGAGGAGGAGGCGGUUGGUGCAUGGGUUUGAAGAGAAGGUUAGGGAGGCUUUGGAGAAGGAGAAGGUGGCUUCGAAGGGGGCGGAAGAGGACCAGAGGGAUGUUGAGGAUGUCCUACUGGAUGGGGUGAUUACGGCUGGCAUUCAGGAAUUGGAGGUCGAGAUGGAGGGCGGGACAGGGAGUGCGGAGCCAGCUGUUGAGGCGGUUGUAGCCUGUAUAAAGGGGGAAGGAGAAGGAGAAGGACAACUGGCUGAAGCUGCUUCGCUGGAUACAGCCGAGAUGCACAUACCCACCGAGCUCAUGAAGCUCAGGAGACCAGAGACUUGGAUGGCAGCAGUCCAAGAUCUGUUCAGUGACAAAGUCAUGGAACUGCGGAAAAAAGACGUCACGAUUAUUGCGUUAGAGGGAGCUGCUACGGGAGCAGCGAUAGUCACCAUCAUCGCCACUCUGGUAAUUCGCCAUUUUUAGGCGAGAGCGUAUAUACAGUAGACUUGUAGAACAAUGAGAAUACCCAAUUGACUAGACUCUUCAGUAAGCGCCUAAUCUCUG